AAAUAAUGGGUUGAAUAAUUCCUCUUAUCAUUAUUGUUAAUCAUUCACAAAUUUAUUUCAAUACUAAUUUAUUAAUUGUAUUUUUUUAAUGUGUAAUAAUUUUAGGGCGUGUAAAAAGUCAGAGUCAAUUCACAUUUCAGAACUGAUCAUAGUUGAGAAUAGACAUUAAUAGAAAUCGUCACAGUCAACUGUCAUAUUGACAAUAGGUAAAAUCAAUGUCAAUUGUCAAUACGUAUCUUAUAUCUUUAGUUCAUGCCGUAGUUAUUGGAUUGUAGACUGUUGCACUUGUUACAACCUAGUUUUUUCAAAUUUCGAAUUUGUUGUGUCGUAACGCAAAAUUAUAUUUUUUUAAUCAAUAACUUAAGUCUUUUGUUCAAAAAUCAGAUUGAAAUAUGAUAAAUUAUACAUUUAAUGAGAGAUUGAAAUAAAUUUAACUGGCCUUAUUUAUAAUUAAAUUCAGCGACUGUAAUGAAAUUUGAGAAGCAAAAAUAAUCGAGUUUUGUAAUAAGGCAUUCAAAAUGAAUUCUUUGCCGAUGGAAAAGAAAGAUUUAAUAGUAAAAAUUAAUGAAAAUUCAACCAAACCAGAAUCAAAUGGCCAGGUAGUAAACGGAGAUCCACCCGAUGGGGGUUUACGGGCAUACACGGUGGUUUUAGGCUCUUUUUUAACAAAUGGAUUAAUAUUCGGUGUUAUAAAUUCAUACAGUGUUAUAUAUACUGUCCUACAAAAGAGGUUAGAAGAUGAAAAUGUACCAAAUUCUGAAAGCAGAGCUGCUUUGGUUGGCGCUUUGACGAUGGGAACUACCUUCCUAUUGUCACCUAUCUCAGGAGUGCUUACAGGACUAAUGGGACUGAGGUGUACGGCUGUCUUGGGUGGAACUAUUGCAGCAUUUGGUUUGCUUAUAUCAUCGUUCGCAAUUGAUUAUGUCAAUGUGCUAUGUUUUACUUACGGCGUUAUGUAUGGUUUGGGAGCUUCUCUAGCCUACACUCCCUCACUGGCCAUUCUUGGCCAUUACUUCAAGAAACGUUUAGGUUUCGCUAACGGUAUAGUUACCAUCGGCAGUUCUGUUUUUACGGUAAUAAUACCACCUUUAAUGGAACUGAUGAUAGAAAAAUACGGUUUACCUGGACUAUUCAGAGUAUUGGCUCUUAUAAGUGUGGGUAUAGCCUUAUGUGGCUUACUUUUUAAACCGAUUCCAGUAGUUAUUAUAGAUAAACCGGCUAGAAAAAAUCAUAAGGCACUUUUAAAAACAAUAAUUAAUGUUCAAAUUUGGAAGAACAAUAAAUAUAGGUAUUGGGCGAUGUCUAUGCCUAUUGCUCUUUUCGGGUACUUUGUACCCUACGUACAUAUUAAGAAGUUUAUAGAACUGAAUUUUACUAAUGUAAACGAUAACUUACCCCUUCAGUGCAUAGCUGUGACUUCGGGUAUCGGGAGAUUAAUUUUUGGUAUUUUGGCCGAUAGAAAAUGGGCAAAUAGAAUUAUGUUACAACAAAUAUCGUUUUACGCAAUUGGUACGUUAACAAUAAUUUUGCCGUAUGUAAAAUCUUUUCCGUUGUUAGUGGUAAUAUCUUUGGGUAUGGGAAUAUUUGAUGGCGCAUUUAUAGCGCUAAUUGGGCCGAUAGCUAUACAGUUCUGUGGCAGCGCCCAGGCAGCGCAAAGCAUUGGUUGUAUGUUGGGUGUAGCGGCUUUCCCCCUAUCAUUAGGUCCACCCAUAGCUGGGCUUAUAUUUAAAGCUCAUCAUUCCUAUACGCUACCGUUCAUAUUAGCCGGCAUUUCACCGUUAGUAGGUGCGACCAUAAUGUUCGCUAUUAGGUUCCAAAAGUAGUAGCCAAAUAAGUUUCCACGAAACUUGAAAAUAAUGGUGCAUUUCGUUUUAUACAGCAAUGUAUUCUAAUGAGCGUGCAAAGUACCCUACUUUUAGGGUUUAUAGUUCCUAAAUUUUACCUUGUAGCAGAAAUGAAUCUCUAAACAUUUUUUUAGUUAAUGAGGGCUGCUUCACUAGUGAGAAAAUAACGGACAUUACACUGAUAAGUUAUUUAAUUAGAAAGUUACUUUUUAGACAUGGUAUAAAUAUUCCUUUGAAAAGUUCCACGACUUGACAAAUUCCUCUUAAUAACCUGCAACUGGGAGUAAGUGUAAAGUAGAGAAAUCGUAAACAUUUUAAAUCAGCUUGCAACAUAAAAAAUGUGUUCAAUUUUAUUUUAUUUUUUAUAUGUCGUUAAUUACAAACCAAAUAUUUAAAGAUUAAGACAAGUUACUUUUAUUACCGUUGUUUGUUCUAAAGUAACUUAAGUUUUAAGUGAAUUCACAAUAUGCUCGUAAUGAGUGGCAGGAAGGUAUACAAGAGGAAGGUUUCGCACUAUUUUUGAAAAGAAUCUUACUUAGUACUUUUUUUUAUCAAUAAUUUUAUCAUAAAUAAAAUGUCUAUAAAAUAUCUUCAAUAUUUUUAAACAUUUUAUUAAAUAGUGUAUAAAAUAUUUUUUUAAAUAAUUAUACAGAACGUAUUAACAUAUAUAAAAAUGCUUCAUUAACCGAUUCCAUUACGGACACUAUGGCUGUUACAGCUAAGUGACUGGAACACGAAAAAAUGGUCGCAGGUUCAAUCUGCCCGUAUCGAUGGGUUUUUCAUUUAAAAAUAUAUAUAUCUAUUUUUAUUCACAUACCGAAAAGACUUAAGGAUAUGUGCCUUUAAGACGAAUAUUCAUGCUAUAGUUAUAAUUCUUACAGAGUAAGUUUUUCGUUACCAAAAUAUAUAGCAACGCUAUAGCAUAUACAUAAUAUUUUAUUUUUUAAGGCAGGAAAAAUUUUAUUGCAUCAAAGAUGUUUUAAGCGUCUAUUAGCCUUAUAGUAUCUAUACAAUGUAUAUAGAGAAAAUGUCAAUUUUUAACGUACCUACACUUAUAGCACUUUCACCGAAUCUCACUGACUUAUAACCAUCGCAUAUUAAAGACUAAGUUUUGUUUUAUUUUAAUUUUAAGAUAUAAUUUUAAGACGUUAAAAUAUAUUUAUGAGAUAUUUAAAAUUUAAGUAUAAGCAAAUAUUUAUAAUCUCUAGUUAAAUAUAUAUUGUUUAUAACGAAAUUUUAUUUUCUUAAUUGUGACUAUUAUAGAAAAAAAGAUAGUUAAGAUGAAUAUGAAAUUGUCUUGUUGAGUUGUUUUAAUGUAUGAAAAAAAAAAAAAAAACCAGUAGGUUGAACAGUUCGGACGCUCGAACUGUCAUAUGAAUUCGUAUAUAGAUAUAGAAUGACGCGGUCAAUUUACAGAGAAUAGCAAUAUUAAUUAUAUUAUUAUACAAUUAAUGUGGUGAUAAGUAUUCUAUGUGUGAUUCUGUAAUUAAGCAUUGUUGAUAUUUAACGUACAAAGUUCAAUUCCUUUGUGUAUUUGAAGCUAUUCUCAUAUCAAUGUCUCCCAUGAGGUCCAAUAGAUAAACACUGCUCAAUAUUACACGAAACUAGGAAAUAAUUCACUGUAACAUUUUAAUAUUUUGUUUUUUAAAUGCAUUUUGAAAUUUUAAAUAUCAUGAAUUUACAUUUAUUUUAAAUAAUAUAUUAUAUUUUAUAUGUUUAAAUAUGAUCCUUGUACAUAA
Molecule: messenger RNA, 3583 nt
Organism: Danaus plexippus (monarch butterfly)
Lineage: Eukaryota; Metazoa; Arthropoda; Insecta; Lepidoptera; Nymphalidae
Gene: kar
Product: monocarboxylate transporter 10
Exons: 2
Coding region: 519-1823 (434 amino acids)
Biological process (GO): transmembrane transport
Molecular function (GO): monocarboxylic acid transmembrane transporter activity
Source: RefSeq, a predicted model, not a curated record